AACUGCCGGCGGGCCGGGUGGGGGCGAGGCCUGGCGGGAGGGGCGGCCCUUCCCGGCACGCAGCCCCGGAAGCACGGCCGCGCGAGCUCUCCGAGCCGGCAGAAGCGUCGCUCCCGCAGCCGCCGCCGCCGCCGCCGCCACCACAUCCACAGUCAUGCCGAAGCACGAGUUCUCCGUGGACAUGACCUGUGAAGGCUGCUCAAAUGCCGUCAGCCGGGUGCUCAACAAGCUGGGAGGAGUUGAGUUUGACAUUGACCUGCCCAACAAGAAGGUUUGCAUCAACUCUGAGCACAGCGUGGACAUUCUGCUGGAGACCCUGGAGAAAACAGGAAAGGCUGUUUCCUACCUCGGCCCCAAGUAGCGAGGGCCUGGACCCCUGGGCCCAAGAUGGACCAAAGGGAGCAGACCAGGAAACUGCAACCUCGAUUUGCCCAAGGCCUCACUGUUCCUUGGUGUUGGAUCAGAGUUUGGACUUAGACAGUGCACCUGCAGAGCCUGCUCUUUGACCUCUAUGCUAAGAACGACUGCCUUCCACUAAUGGUCUUGGAGUGAGGAGGACAGACUACUACGGAGCAGAAGCACCUCAUCACCCCUCGGGUAUCACAUCCGUUCAGACCCCCUUUGCCCCCAGUCUGUGCUCCGUCAGCAGCAGCUUGAUGUCUAAUUCAAGAUGUCUCAGCACAGGGAAUAGCGUGCCCUGAGGUGUGGAUACCAAACUUUCCAGCAGAGCAAGAGCCCGUCCCUCAAAUUUACCACGACCACCUGUCCUGUAUGUCCUACGCUGUCUGUGUGAGCCAUCCUCCAACACUGCAAAGGUGACCAAAUGGAGCAUCAGGAUCUGCAAACAUCCUGACCUUAGGUGUGGGGACACAUCUCAUGACCUCCCCCAUCUCUGGACCGUCUCUGGACCUUGCCUGAACGCCUGCAGCAGGUCCCCCUCCGUGACAGGUUUCUGUGUUGUAUACAGGGCCACCACAGCCCCAGGGCCUUUCUGCCUGUUAUCACUCACUUUUCCCUGGGCAAAGGAGCUGAGGAAUUGUCCGGCCUAAUGGACAACAGGAAGCUGUCAGGACUUAGAGCACCAUGGAGUUGCUGUGGAGACCUGAGCUGUUUAGCUCACCCCAGCUCUUCAGGUUUCUCCUUGUCCUCCAGCACAGGAAGCUUCUAAUCCACUCCAGAGGCCAAGGAAGGAUGAUGGGAUGAGGUAAUGGGCCUGAGAGACUUUAUCUUCGAGAAGGUUCUGGAAGGGCCCAGGGGCCGAAGGUAUUGUUUUUGUCCUUAGGCGGACCACCUUUCUGAGAGGAAUGUUGGUGGGGGUUGGGCAUGCUGGGCAGCCCGUUCAGAGGACAGGGGGGUUGGGACAGUGAAAGGCCAUCAGCAUCACUGACCUGUCUCUGUCAAGAGCAUCACCCUGGAAAAUCGCAGAGCUUCACAUGGCCCAGUCUGUGCAGAGUCCCAGUGGAAGAAAACAAAGUCCCACAGUCACAAGUCAUUUUUAGAAGCUCUAUAAUCUUUACUUCUCUAUCUCUAAGAGCAUUAAAAAGGAUUUAAUUAAUAAUCCAUACAAAAUCCAUUUCUGUUCUGUCAGAUUCCUUCAUCUCUUCAUUCCUAUUGCCUAACUGCCAGGAAACUGCAAAACCCCACACGUGGGACCUGUGGAUUUUUGCCUCUUCCUUCCUUCCUAUUAACUAAAAAAACCGCCUCUUUAGCACUUCUUAUUUUGAACUAGCCAUCGAUUCACAAGAAGUUGAAAAGACAGUAGUACUCAGGGGUCCCAUGUAUCCUUUACCCAGUGUCCUGCAAUGGUCACAUCUUACAUAAUUCUUUCCUCUUAAAUUUUAAUAGCUCAUCUAAUCCUUGCAACAACUCCAUGAGAUCACUAUUCUCAUGACCAUUUCACGUAAGAAGAAACUGAGUCCCAGAAAAAUUACACUGUUCAAGAUCCCUAGCAAUUUGGUGCAGAAUUAGGACUUAGAAUCAGAUUUCUUGACUCCAGAAUUUGCCCAUGCUUACAUGAAUUCUUUUUUUUAGAGAGAGGGAGAGCAUGCACAUCAGUGGAGGAGGAGGGAGAGGGAGAGAGAGAGGGUCUUACACAGGCGCCUCAGAGCCUGACAUGGGGCUGGAUCUCAUGACCCUGAGAUCAUGACCUGAGCCGAAAUCAAGAGCUGGACACUUAACUGACUGAGCCACCCAGGUGCCUCUAUAAUAAUUUUUCCCCAUCCCCUCCUUCCUGACCCUCUCCAGGAAAGAGGAAAAAUUCUAGAGGCCCAGCCCCUGAAGGAAUAUAGUUCUUCACAUGCCUCAAGAGAGUAAGGGCCAGAGUUUGCUAAAAGUUGGAGGAGCCUCCCCUACAUAACUUGGCUGUGGAGUCAUCAAAAUUAUGCUUGUGACUCAGACAGCAGCUCCAGACACUGCUUCAGCCCCUUUCCGAAGCUGGAACCAAUUUUCUCCUCCCCUUAAGGCUGCUCCUUGCCUGGUAUCUUUCUUCCUCUCUCCCAGCCUGCUUUGAUGUUUCUCUAUAGCCAGAGGGUGAGUCUCCUCUGCCACUAAGGUCAUCUCCUUUCUCUUAAAGGUCUCACUGUGGCUCACCUUGUCUCACAGACAACGAGAAAUGGCUCUGUGCCUGCUGAAUAAACGUGAGACCUCCUCAGAGCCAGAAAUCUGGUUUCUUCUCUUGAAAGCGACAGGAAACCCAACCCAAAAGAGCAAGAAGCAAAAAGGGAUUGAUUGGCUUCUGUUAGCAAGAAGUUGAGGAACAGGGCUGUAUACCACGUAAGGAUUGCUCUCGGCUGUGUGUCACAGAAACUCGAUUCCCAAAGCCUGUAUUGCACUUUGCAAAGCACUGGGCCAUCUUGGGAUGCUGCAGAGUAGAAGUCCACAGUGCUGCCACAGCUGCUUGGGUCAGCCAGCCCUGGUGGCCUGCACCCCCAGAAGAAAGGGGACAACGGACGAGUCUCCCUCCACAGGCUUGCCCAGAAGCCCCAGGCACUGACUUCUGCUACAAGUCGUUGGCCAGAAGCAGGUCACGUGGCCUCCCUGCACUACCACGGAGUCUAGGAAGUGGAGUAUUUGGGGUUGGACAUACAGCUCCCUGAGCAAAACUGAGGGUCUGUUGAUUAGUCAGCGAAAGAGCAGACAAGUCACGGCGUCUGCCCCAGGCCGGUGUAGGGGCCCAGGCCAGCGUCCCAGGGCCAAUCUCUAUCUCUGUCUCUGUCUCUCUCCACUUUGUCCUCCUUCACGUGGGCUUCUUGCUCACGCAGGCCUCCGUGUGAGCUCAGGAAGGCUGCUGCUACUUUUGGAUCUGACCUCCACUCCUAGUCCAGCCCAGGAGGAAAAGGCCAGAUUCUGUGUUGCAUUCCACCUCGUGUUCCUCCCUGAAACUGUUCCUGCGGCCGUGGAGAAUGGGAUGGCUUAGCCUAGUCUCAUGCUCUUUUUUUAAAGCUGGACUAAGUGCAGGAGAAGGUAUUACCCGAGAAGGAAAUGAAGGCGUAGUUCCCAAAGAAGGGGAAAUGGAUGCCGGUGGCCCCAAAUCAAACCCAACAAAUCAUAAACAAAUAUUCUCCUGCCAAACCUCAGCAUCCUUAUGUUCAGAGAUUCUUAAAUCAUGAAGGUGUGGGAGAGCUUCCUAAACAUUUGAUUAAAAUUUCAUGUUUUAGGUCAGUGGUUCUCAAAGUGUGGUCAGGGUACCUGGGGGGUCCUUUGAAGGUCCAAACUAUUUUCAUAAUACUACUAAGAUGUUGUUUGCCUUUUUUAUUCUCAUUCUCUCACAAGUGUCCAGUGGAGUUUUCCAGAGGUUACAUGACACGCAGCUCUGACACCUGAUAUCUUUGCACAUUCUUGUGUUUUAAAAAAGAUCUUAGCUUGGGACGCCUGGGUGGCUCAGUCGGUUAAGCGUCUGCCUUCAGCUCAGGUCAUGAUCCCAGGGUCCUGGGAUCGAGUCCCGCAUCGGGCUCCCUGCUCCGCGGGGAGCCUGCUUCUCCCUCUGCCUCUGCCUCUCUCUCUCUCUCUAUCUCUCAUGAAUAAAUAAAUAAAAUCUUAAAAAAAAAAAAGAUCUUAGCUUUAAUUUCUAAUGCAGUAAAUAUUGAUCUUUAUAGCCCACUAAAUGAAAGUUCUUUAAGGGCCACAAUAAUUUUUAAGAAAAUAAAGGGGUCCUGAGACCAAAGGUUUGAGAACCAUUGUGAAGGGUAGCAGAACACACCACCCCACAUCACUGUGGCCUAUUUUGAAGUAGCAUAUUUCUGCUACCCUUUAAUGUUUUAGAUAUUAAGUUUACUUGAAAAUCUCAAAUAAGACACUCUUAAAUCUUAAGUAAUGUCACAUAACAAGUUGUUGUUGUUGUUUUUUAAGAUUUUAUUUAUUUAUUUGACAAAGAGAAAGAGAGCAUAAGCAGGCAGAGGGAGAAGGAGAAGCAGGCUCCUUACUGAGCAGGAAACCCGCCCUGGGGCUCAAUCCCAGGACCCUGGGAUCAUGACCUGAGCCGAAAGCAAAACUCCAACCAACUGAGCCACCCAGGCAUCCCUACAUAACAAGUUUUACCACAUUCUAGGCCCUCAUCGGUUAACUUUUCCCAUCAGUCAGGUUUAACUGCAAAUGACAGAAAACCAAAAGUAGCAAUGUCUUAUGUAAAAAUUUGUCUUGCUCUCAUAUAAACAAAAUGUGGAAGAAAGUGAUCAAGGGCUAGGACUGUGGCUCCAUGAUCACAACCACCUAGAUUUACUCUAUUUUGUUGCUCUGCCACACUCAGCUUGGGGGUUAAACCUCAUGUUCCAAAUAGCUGCUUAAACUCCACCCACCCCAAUUACAUUCUGUCAGCAAGACGUUUCCAGAAAUUGCAAAUGGUACCACUGCUUAUACUCUUUUGGCCAGAACAUAGUCAUGCGGCCUACCCACAAAGGAGUCUGAAAAAUUCAGUUUUUCAAAUUCAGUUCGUCAUAUACCCAGUUAAAAUCAGAGUUUUUAUUCCCAAGAAAGAAAAGUAUAUAAAAUAUCAGGGGUCAGCUAUGAAGUUAACUUGUUUGUGCAGACUGUGGAAUAAAAUUUCUCCUCUAUUCCCUGUUUAAUUGCAAAAUAUCCUCUGUUUCAAAGAGAGCUGUUUAAAAAUGGUGACCAUUUUCAAGUAUAUCUAUUAUCUCUUCAAGUUGGUAUUUUUCUCAAUAUCAGAACAAUAAAUUAUUGUUCAGUGAAUUGGCUGCUGAAGCUGAUUCAAGUCUGCA
This is a messenger RNA of Mirounga angustirostris (Northern elephant seal), 5213 nucleotides long. RefSeq names its product antioxidant 1 copper chaperone (gene ATOX1). Gene Ontology annotation, biological process: copper ion transport. Gene Ontology annotation, cellular component: cytosol. Lineage: Eukaryota; Metazoa; Chordata; Mammalia; Carnivora; Phocidae. Gene Ontology annotation, molecular function: copper chaperone activity; metal ion binding. The record is from RefSeq and is a predicted model, not a curated record. Bases 155 to 361 code for a protein of 68 amino acids. The transcript is spliced from 4 exons.